Molecule: messenger RNA, 685 nt
Organism: Saimiri boliviensis boliviensis (Bolivian squirrel monkey)
Lineage: Eukaryota; Metazoa; Chordata; Mammalia; Primates; Cebidae
Gene: BORCS8
Product: BLOC-1 related complex subunit 8
Cellular component (GO): BORC complex
Source: RefSeq, a predicted model, not a curated record
GUAUGGAGGGCUCCCCCAACUCGUCUGCUCCAGAAAAAUGGGGGUCAGGAAGGAAGGGAGUUCUUGCCCCUCCUCCAGCCUGAGAGGCGUCCCGCUCCCUCCUCACCCCGUCACCCCCGGGUGUGCCUCCUUCCCGCCGUCUCACACCGGAACUGGAGUCGUGCGGCAUCCGGUUUCCGCAGGGAAGGCUUAGGCGGCCGGUCCCAGCCUCCUGUUCCGGUCCCGUUCUUCGGUUUGCCAGGCCGUGGUCGCUAUGGAGGAACCGGAGAUGCAGCUGAAGGGGAAGAAAGUCACGGACAAGUUCACUGAGAGCGUCUACGUCCUGGCCAACGAGCCGUCCGUGGCCCUGUACCGGCUGCAGGAGCACGUUCGCCGCUCCCUCCCCGAGCUGGCCCAGCACAAGGCAGAUAUGCAGCGUUGGGAGGAGCAGAGCCAGGGAGCCAUCUACACUGUGGAGUACGCCUGCAGCGCCGUGAAGAACCUGGUGGACAGCAGCGUCUACUUCCGCAGCGUGGAGGGUCUGCUCAAACAGGCCAUCAGCAUCCGGGACCAUAUGAAUGCCAGUGCCCAGGGCCACAGCCCCGAGGAACCACCCCCGCCCUCCUCAGCCUGAUCCUGGAAGACACUUGGGGCCCCCCAGGCUCCCCGGACCCAGAGACGAGGUUUCGCCAUGUUGGCCAGCUCA